CCCUCUCAGUUUAGGAGGCCAGUCUUCAGCAGAGAGUAUUUACUAUUUAAGACUGUGAGGGGUCCAACUUGCGGUUUCUUUUCUUUCGGUCUCACUUGCUGGAUUCGAUGGCAACACUUCCAAUAGUGCAAUAUGAAGAAAAGAUCAUUGAAACUGUUGAGCGCAAUCCCGUCGUUGUUGUCAUCGGAGAAACCGGUUCCGGAAAGAGCACCCAGCUCUCUCAGAUGCUCUACCGCCGCGGCUACGCCGAUUCCGCCAGAAUCGCCAUCACUCAGCCCCGCCGUGUCGCUGCGGUCACCGUCGCAAGGCGCGUUGCGCAGGAGCUUGGCGUUCAGCUUGGAGAGGAAGUUGGAUAUGCCAUUCGAUUCGAGGAUAGAACUUCACACCGCACGCGCAUAAAAUAUCUUACCGACGGGGUUCUGCUCCGCGAGAGUCUGGUGAAUCCUGAGCUGAAUGAGUAUUCUGUCAUCAUAUUGGACGAAGCUCAUGAACGGAGCUUGAACACGGAUAUAUUGAUGGGGCUGAUGAAACGCUUGGCUAAAAUUCGUACUUCCAAUCUCAAAGUCUUGAUCACAUCGGCCACUCUUGAUGGUGAUAAAGUUUCAAAUUUCUUUAGGGACUGUCCUGUGUUGACCAUCCCAGGAAAACUGUACCCGGUUGAGAUACUUUAUAGCAAGGAGCGUCCGUCAAGCUAUCUUGAGUCUUCUCUGAAAACGGCUAUUGAUAUACAUGUUCGUGAACCGGAAGGGGAUGUCUUGAUAUUCAUGACUGGACAGGAUGAUAUAGAGAAAUUGGUAUCUAAGUUAGAAGAUAAAGUUCGGUCUUUGGAGGAAGGUUCUUGCAUGGAUGCUAUAAUCCUCCCCCUACAUGGUUCCUUGCCACCUGAAUUGCAGGUGCGUGUAUUUAGUCCCCCACCUCCAAGCUGUAGGCGAAUUAUUGUUGCAACAAACAUUGCUGAAACUUCUUUGACUGUUGACGGUGUUGUGUAUGUUAUUGACUCUGGGUAUGUAAAGCAAAGGCAGUAUAAUCCAUCUACCGGCAUGUAUUCUCUUGAUAUUGUUCAAAUUAGCAAAGUGCAAGCAAAUCAGCGUGCAGGCCGAGCAGGACGAACCCGUCCUGGAAAAUGCUACCGUCUGUAUCCUUCCCAAGUUUACAAUGAUGAGUUCUUGGAUGUUACUGUUCCCGAAAUACAGAGAUCUUCUCUUGCUGGUAGUGUUCUUUACUUGAAGUCAUUGGACCUUCCAGAUAUUGACAUCCUGAAAUUUGAUUUUCUUGAUCCUCCUUCAUCUGAGUCCUUACAAGAUGCCUUGAAGCAAUUAUAUCUGAUUGAUGCUAUUGAUGAAAAUGGUGCAAUUACAAGUAUUGGACAGAAAAUGGCUGAGCUUCCAUUAGAACCUUCCUUAUCACGAACCUUGAUGGAGGCAAAUGAUUAUGGUUGCAUACCUGAGGCUUUGACUGUUGCUGCCAUGUUAUCAGCUGAAACUACAUUGCUACCAGGGCGGAGCAAAACUGAGAAAAAGAGGAAACACCCAGAGCCCAACCUUCCUGAUGGCUUUGGCUUGGGUGAUCACAUACAAUUGCUGCAGAUAUUUGAGUGCUGGGAUCAAACUGAUUAUGACAUUGGUUGGUGCAAAGACAAUGGCUUACAGGUGCGAGGGAUGCUGUUUGUUAGAGAUGUCCGUAAGCAGUUAUCUCAGAUAAUGCAGAAAAUAGCAAAAGGACCACUCGAUAGGAGAAGGGGAGAGUCUCGACAGGAUUAUCGAAAUUUGAGGAAGGCUCUAUGUGUGGGAUAUGCAAAUCAGCUGGCUGAAAGGAAAAUGCAUCACAAUGGUUAUCGAACUUUGGGUUUUCAAGGCCAAGUAGUCCAGGUACAUCCAUCGUCUGUUCUGAAAGCUGAUGAUCUGGGGAAGUUUCCAGACUAUGUUGUGUACCAUGAGCUAAUUGCAACUCCACGUCCAUACAUGAGAAAUGUAUGUUCUGUUGAGAUGAGAUGGGUUGUACCUGUUAUUAACAAGCUUAAGACACUUGACGUAUACAAACUAAGUGGUGGAACUGGUCCUGUUGAGGAGGAGAACGAGAGAAAUGUACCAGAUUUGCCGAAAAAAAAUGUUGAAGUUACUGCUGGUGUUGAUGACAGUGAAAGUAGAAUCCAAGCGGCUAGAGAACGAUUUCUUGCUCGUAAAGGCAAGAAAUGAGCGAAGUGAGAUGAUGAUCGGUGCUAAAAUUUCUGAAAGGACACUGGACCAAGAUAAAAUGAGACUUCAAUGUUGUUACCAUUUCUAUUUUGUGCUCUGAUGUUAACAUUGGAAAUUUGACCAAGAACAAGUGAUGUUGGGCUUGGUAUGGCUAUGAAAGUUGUGAGUGGCUGAAAAAGUAUAUAUACUUUUGUUCACCAUGUAUAAUAUUAAUUAUCAUGUCAUGAUCUUGGGCACUGAAAUGUUCCCAAAGUUGGGGAAGAAAAGAAGAAAUAGGACGGGAAAGGGAGUCAACAAACUCCAUAUCCUUUUGACAAGUAAUUGAACAACUAGCAGGGAUUUUGGAAUGCAACUGUAACUACAGACGUCAUGUUGAUAACUGGAUAUAGUUAAUUUUUAAUGGCACUUCUACAAGAAAGUUCUAAUUUUUAUUUGUGAUAUUGAAACA
This is a messenger RNA of Arachis duranensis, 2643 nucleotides long. RefSeq names its product probable pre-mRNA-splicing factor ATP-dependent RNA helicase DEAH4. Gene Ontology annotation, molecular function: ATP binding; RNA binding. NCBI's taxonomy places the organism in Eukaryota, Viridiplantae, Streptophyta, Magnoliopsida, Fabales, Fabaceae. Gene Ontology annotation, cellular component: intracellular anatomical structure. The transcript is spliced from 16 exons. The record is from RefSeq and is a predicted model, not a curated record. The coding region runs from base 108 to 2195 and encodes 695 amino acids.